AGUACCUGGCACCGUGGGGAAAUAUCUGGCACUGGGGACAUAUGUGGCACUGGGAGCACAGCCCUAGCAACAAGGACUACCUCCUAGCAACGAGCAUGACACCCAGUGCAUGAAACACCUGACAACGAGCAUGACACCCAGUGCAUGAAACACCUGGCAACGAGCAUGACACCCAGUGCAUGAAACCCCUGACAACGAGAAGGUGACUGCUGAUAAAUACUAUGACGCUUGUGUAACGGAUACAUGUGCAUGUGACCAUGGAGGGGACUGUGAAUGUCUUUGCGAUGCUAUACAUGCCUAUGCUUCAGAGUGCCUUUCUGCUGGAGUCUGUAUUGACUGGAGAAAACCGGAUCUUUGCCCUGUUUAUUGUGACUAUAAAAACACGCAUAUUAGCACGGAGAACGGCACCGAAAUGAGUCAUGAUGUGAACUGCACGUGGCACUACCAGCCUUGCCAGUGUCCAUUCACCCCCCAUGACUAUCCAUAUGAAAACAAUGAAGGUUGUUACAAAUGUGGCCCUGAAAAGUACUUUGAUCCAGUUAAAAAGACUUGCGUACCAUGUGUUGAAUUGUCAACUACAACACCACUGCCAACUUCAACACAACUGCCAUCUUCAACACCAUUGCCAUCUUCAACACCAGUGCCAUCUUCAACAACACUGCCAACUUCAACGCCACUGCCAACUUCAACGCCAGGGCCAACUUCAACGCCAGGGCCAACUUCAACGCCACUGCCAACUUCAACGCCAGGGCCAACUUCAACAUCAGUCCCAACUUCAACGCCAGGGCCAACUUCAACAUCAGUCCCAACUUCAACGCCAGUGCCAACUUCAACAUCAGUCCCAACUUCAACGCCAGGGCCAACUUCAACAUCAGUCCCAACUUCAACGCCAGGGCCAACUUCAACAUCAGUCUCAACUUCAACGCCAGUGCUAUCUUCAACACCAGUGCCAACUUCUACGCCAGAGACAAGUACAAGUAGAGUUUCGUCUACCCCACAGACAUUCUCAACAACAAGAGAGUCAACAGUUACUACAGUAGUUUCCAGUACUUCCUCUAAAAGGACAACUACACACGAAAUCCCUCCAGUUAUAACAUCUCACUCUACAACUGUAACUUCCAGCACAACUCCACACCCGCCCUCCACAUCAUCCACUACGCCCGUAACCACCCCUUCUACAACUGUGACUCCCAGCACAACUCCACACCCGCCCUCCACAUCAUCCACUACCACUUCUACUACGCCCGUACCCACCCCUUCUACGACUGUGACUCCCAGCACAACUCCACACCCACCCUCCACGUCAUCCACCACGACUUCUACCACUCCGGCCACCACACCCUCUACAACUAUCGCUCCCAGCACAACUCCUCACCCGCCUUCCACAUCAUCCACUACCACUACUACUACUCCCGUACCCACCCCAUCUACAACUGUGACUCCCACCACAACUCCACACCCGCCCUCCACAUCAUCCACCAUGACCUCUACCACUACAGUCACCACACCUUCUACAACCGUCACUCCCAGCACAACUCCACACCCGCCCUCCAUGUCAUCCACCACAACUUCUACCACUCCCGCCACUACACCCUCUACAACUAUCACUCCCAGCACAACUCCACACCUGCCUUCCACAUCAUCCACUACCACUGCUACUACUCCCGUACCGACCCCAUCUACAACAAUGACUCCCAGCACAACUCCACACCCGCCCCCCACAUCAUCCACCACAACAUCUACCACUCCAAUCACCACACACUCUACAACCGUCACUCCCAGCACAACUCCACACCUGCCUUCCACAUCAUCCACUACUCCCGUACCCACCCCAUCUACAACUGUGACUCCCAGCACAACUCUACACCCACCCUCCACAUCAUCCACCACGACAUCUACCACUCCAGCCACAACACCCUCAACAACCAUCACUCCCAGCACAAUUCCACACCCGACCUCCACAUCAUCCACCACAACUUCUACCACUCCCGUAACCACACCCUCUACAACUGUCACUCCCAGCACAACUCCACACCCGACCUCCACAUCAUCCACCACGAUUCCACCCACUCCCUUAACCACACCCUCAACAACCAUCACUCCCAGCACAACUCCACACCCGACCUCCACAUCAUCCACUACAACAUCUACCACUCCCGUCACCACGCCCUCUACAACAGUCACUCCCGGCACAACUCCACACCCGCCCUCCACAUCAUCCACCACGACUUCUACCACUCCCUUAACCACACCUUCAACAACCAUCACUCCCAGCACGACUCCACACCCGACCUCCACAUCAUCCACUACAACAUCUACCACUCCCAUCACCACACCCUCUACAACCGUCACUCCCAGCACAACUCCACACCCGCCCUCCACAUCAUCCACCACGACUUCUACCACUCCCGUCACCACUCCAUCUACAACCGUUACUCCCAGCACAACUCCACACCCGCCCUCCACAUUAUCCACCACAACUUCUAAAACUUCCGUAACCACACCUUCAACAACCAUCACUCCUAGCACAACUCCACACCCGACCUCCACAUCAUCCACAACGACUUCUACCACUACGGUCACCACACCCUCCACAACCGUUACUCCCAGCACAACUCCACACCCAACCUCCACGUCAUCCACUACAACAUCUACCACUACAGUCACCACACCCUCGACAACCGUCACUCCCAGCACAACUCCACACCCACCCUCCACCACGACUUCUACCACUCCCAUCACCACACCCUCUACAACCGUCACUCCCAGCACAACUCCACACCCGACCGCCACAUCAUCCACCACGACUUCUACCACUCCGGUCACCACUCCCUCUACAACCGUCACUCCCAGCACAACUCCACAUCCGCCCUCCACAUCAUCCUUCACAACUUCUACCACUCCCUUAACCACACCCUCCACAACCAUCACUCCCAGCACAACUCCACAUCCGACCUCCGCAUCAUCCACUACAACAUCUACCACUCCCGUUACUAAACCCUCUACAACCGUCACUCCCAGCACAACUCCACACCCGACCUCCACAUCAUCCACCACGACUUCUACCACUCCGGUCACCACACCCUCUACAACAGACACCCCCAGCACAACUCCACACCCGACCUCCACCACAACUUCUACCACUCCCGUCACCACACCCUCUACAACAGUCACUCCCAGCACAACUCCACACCCAACCUCAACAUCAUCCACCACGACUUCUACCACUCCCGUCACCACACCCUCGACAACCGUCACUCCCAGCACAACUCCACACCCGACCUCCACAUCAUCCACCACGACUUCUACCACUCCCGCCACCACAUCCUCUACAACCAUCUCUCCCAGCACAACUCCACACCCGCCCUCCACUUCAUUCACCACAACUUCUACCACUUCCGUAACCACACCCUCGACAACAGUCACUCCCAGCACAACUACACACCUGCCCUCCACUUCAUCCACGAGUUCUACCACUACGGUCACCACACCCUCUACAACCGUCACUCCCAGCACAACUCCACACCCGACCUCUACGACUUCUACCACUACGUUCACCACACCCUCUACAACCGUCACUCCCACCACAUCUCCACACCCAACCUCCACGUCAUCCACUACAACAUCUACCACUCCCGUCACCACACCCUCUACAACCGUCACUCCCAGCACAACUCCACACCUGACCUCCACAUCAUCCACCACGACUUCUACCACUCCCGUCACCACACCAUCUACAACCAUCACUCCCAGCACAACUCCACACCAAACCUCCACGUCAUCCACUACGACUUCUACCACUACGGUCACCACACCCUCUACAACCGUCACUACCAGCACAACUCCACACCCAACCUCCACGUUAUCCACUACAACAUCUACCACUCCCGUCACCACACCCUCUACAACCGUCACUCCCAGCACAACUCCACACCUGACCUCCACAUCAUCCACUUUGACUUCUACCACUCCCGUCACCACACCUUCGACAAUCGUCACUCCCAGCACAACUCCACACCCGACCUCCACAUCAUCCACCACGACUUCUACCACUCCCGUCACCACACCCUCUACAACUGUCACUCCCAGCACAACUCCACACCCAACCUCCACAUCAUCCACCACAACUUCUACCACUCCCGUACCCACAACCUCUACAACCAUCACUCCCAGCACAACUCCACACCCGACCUCCACAUCAUCCAUCACAACUUCUACAACUACGGUCACCACACCCUCUACAACGCUCACUCCCAGCACAACUCCACACCCAACCUCCACAUCAUCCUCCAUGACUUCUACCACUCCAGUCACCACACCCUCGACGACCGUCACUCCCAGCACAACUCCACACCCGGACUCCACAUCAUCCACCACGACUUCUACCACACCCUCUACAACCGUCACUCCAAGCACAACUCCACACCCAACCUCCACGUCAUCCACUACAACAUCUACCACUCCCGUCACCACACCAUCUACAACCGUCACUCCCAGCACAACUCCACACCCGACCUCCACAUCAUCCACCACUCCUUUAACCACACCCUCAACAACCAUCACUCCCAGCACAACUCCACACCCGACCUCAACAUCAUCCACCACGACUUCUACCACUCCCGUCACCACACCCUCUACAACCGUCACUCCCAGCACAACUCCACACCCGACCUCCACAUCAUCCACCACUCCUUUAACCACACCCUCAACAACCAUCACUCCCAGCACAACUCCAUACCCGACCUCCACAUCAUCCACCACGACUUCUACCACUCCCGUCACCACACCCUCUACAACCGUCACUCCCAGCACAACUCCACACCCAACCUCCACGUCAUCCACUACAACAUCUACCACUCCUGUCACCACACCCUCCACAACCGUCACUCCCAGCACAACUCCACACCCGACCUCCACAUCAUCCACCACGACUUCUACAGGUACGGUCACCACACCCUCUACAACCGUCACUCCCAGCACAACUCCACACCCGACCUCCACGUCAUCCACUACAACAUCUACUACUCUAGUCACCACACCCUCUACAACCGUCACUCCCAGCACAACUCUACACCAGACCUCUACAUCAUCCACCACGACUUCUACCACUCCCGUCACCACACCCUCUACAACCAUCACUCCCAGCACAACUCCACACCACACCUCCACGUCAUCCACUACGACUUCUACCACUACGGUAACCACACCCUCUACAACUGUCACUCCCAGCACAACUCCACACCCGACCUCCACAUCAUCCACCACGACUUCUACCACUCCCGUCACCACACCCUCGACAACCGUCACUCCCAGCACAACUCCACACCCGACCUCCACAUCAUCCACCACGACUUCUACCACUCCCGUCACCACACCCUCUACAACAGUCACUCCCAGCACAACUCCACACCCGACCUCCACGUCAUCCACGUCAUCCACUACAACAUCUACCACUCCCGUCACCACACCCUCUACAACCGUCACUCCCAGUACAACUCCACACCCGACCUCCACAUCACCCACCACGACUUCUACCACUCCAGUCACCACUCCCUCUACAACAGUUACUCCCAGCACAACUCCACCCCUGACCUCCACAUCAUCCACCACAGCUUCUUCCACUCCCGUCACCACACCCUCGACAACCGUCACUUCCAGCACAACUCCACACCCGACCUCCACAUCAUCCACCACGACUUCUACCACGACUUCUACCACUCCCGUCACCACACCCUCUACAAUAGUCACUCCCAGCACAACUCCACACCCGACCUCCACGUCAUCCACUACAACAUCUACCACUCCCGUCACCACACCCUCUACAACCGUCACUCCCAGUACAACUCCACACCCGACCUCCACAUCACCCACCACGACUUCUACCACUCCAGUCACCACUCCCUCUACAACAGUUACUCCCAGCACAACUCCACCCCUGACCUCCACAUCAUCCACCACGACUUCUUCCACUCCCGUCACCACACCCUCGACAACCGUCACUUCCAGCACAACUCCACACCCGACCUCCACAUCAUCCACCACGACUUCUACCACUCACAUCACCACACCUUCUACAACAGUCACUCCCAGCACAACUCCACACCCAACCUCCAAGUCAUCCACUACAACAUCUACCACUCCCGUCACCAUACCCUCUUCAACCGUCACUACCAGCACAACUCCACACCCAACUUCCACAUCAUCCACCACGACUUCUACCACUACAGUCACCACACCCUCUACAACCGUCACUCCCAGCACAACUCCACACCCGACCUCCACAUCAUCCACCACGACUACUACCACGACUUCUACCACUCCCGUCACCACACCCUCUACAACAGUCACUCCCAGCACAACUCCACACCCGACAUCCACGUCAUCCACUACAUCUACCACUCCCGUCACCACACCCUCUACAACCGUCAUUCCUAGUACAACUCCACACCCGACCUCCACAUCACCCACCACGACUUCUACCACUCCAGUCACCACUCCCUCUACAACAGUUACUCCCAGCACAACUCCACCCCUGACCUCCACAUCAUCCACAACAGCUUCUUCCACUCCCGUCACCACACCCUCGACAACCGUCACUUCCAGCACAACUCCACACCCGACCUCCACAUCAUCCACCACGACUUCUACCACUCCCGUCACCACACCCUCUACAAUAGUCACUCCCAGCACAACUCCACACCCGACCUCCACGUCAUCCACUACAACAUCUACCACUCCCGUCACCACACCCUCUACAACCGUCACUCCCAGUACAACUCCACACCCGACCUCCACAUCACCCACCACGACUUCUACCACUCACAUCACCACACCUUCUACAACAGUCACUCCCAGCACAACUCCACACCCAACCUCCACGUCAUCCACUACAACAUCUACCACUCCCGUCACCAUACCCUCUUCAACCGUCACUACCAGCACAACUCCACACCCAACUUCCACAUCAUCCACCACGACUUCUACCACUACAGUCACCACACCCUCUACAACUGACACUCCCAGCACAACUCCACACCCGACCUCUACAUCAUCCCCUACAACAUCUACCACUCCAGUCACCACACCCUCCACAACAGUCACUCCCAUCACAACUCCACACCCAACCUCCACAUCAUCCACCACGACUUCUACCACUCCCGUCACCACACCCUCUACAACCGUCACUCCCAGCACAACUCCACACCCAACCUCUACGUCAUCCACUACAUCAUCUACCACUCCCCUAACCACAGCCACUACAACCGUCACUCCCAGUACAACUCCACACCCGACUUCCACAUCAUCCACCACGACUUCUACCACUCCCGUCACCACACCCUCUACAACCGUCACUCCCAGCACAACUCCACACCCAACCUCCACGUCAUCCACCACGACUUCUACCACUAUGGUCACCACACCAUCUACAACUGUCACUCCCAGCACAACUCCACACCCGACCUCCACAUCAUCCACCACGACUUCUACCACUCCCGUCACCACAACCUCGACAACCGUCACUUCCAGCACAACUCCACACCCGACCUCCACAUCAUCCACCACGACUUCUACCACGACUUCUACCACUCCCGUCACCACACCCUCUACAACAGUCACUCCCAGCACAACUCCACACCCGACCUCCACGUCAUCCACUACAACAUCUACCACUCCCAUCACCACACCCUCUACAACCGUCACUCCCAGUACAACUCCACACCCGACCUCCACAUCACCCACCACGACUUCUACCACUCCAGUCACCACUCCCUCUACAACAGUUACUCCCAGCACAACUCCACCCCUGACCUCCACAUCAUCCACCACGACUUCUUCCACUCCCGUCACCACACCCUCGACUACCGUCACUUCCAGCACAACUCCACACCCGACCUCCACAUCAUCCACCACGACUUCUACCACUCACAUCACCACACCUUCUACAACAGUCACUCCCAGCACAACUCCACACCCAACCUCCACGUCAUCCACUACAACAUCUACCACUCCCGUCACCAUACCCUCUUCAACCGUCACUACCAGCACAACUCCACACCCAACUUCCACAUCAUCCACCACAACUUCUACCACUACAGUCACCACACCCUCUACAACCGUCACUCCCAGCACAACUCCACACCCGACCUCCACAUCAUCCACCACGACUACUACCACGACUUCUACCACUCCCGUCACCACACCCUCUACAACAGUCACUCCCAGCACAACUCCACACCCGACCUCCACGUCAUCCACUACAUCUACCACUCCCGUCACCACACCCUCUACAACCGUCACUCCUAGUACAACUCCACACCCGACCUACACAUCACCCUCCACGACUUCUACCUCUCCAGUCACCACUCCCUCUACAACAGUUACUCCCAACACAACUCCAACCCCGACCUCCACAUCAUCCACCACGACUUCUUCCACUCCCAUCACCACACCCUCGACAACCGUCACUUCCAGCAUAACUCCACACCUGACUUCCACAUCAUCCUCCACGACUUCUACCACUCACAUCACCACACCUUCUACAACAGUCACUCCCAGCACAACUCCACACCCAACCUCCACGUCAUCCACUACAACAUCUACCACUCCCGUCACUAUACCCUCUUCAACCGUCACUACCAGCACAACUCCACACCCAACUUCCACAUCAUCCACCACGACUUCUACCACUACAGUCACCACACCCUCUACAACUGACACUCCCAGCACAACUCCGCACCCAACCUCCACUACAACAUCUACUACUCCCGUCACCACACCCUCUACAACAGUCACUCCCAUCACAACUCCACACCCAACCUCCACAUCAUCCACCACGACUUCUACCACUCCCGUCACCACACCCUCUACAACCGUCACUCCCAGCACAACUCCACACCCAACCUCUACGUCAUCCACUACAUCAUCUACCACUCCCCUAACCACAGCCACUACAACCGUCACUCCCAGUACAACUCCACACCCGACUUCCACAUCAUCCACCACGACUUCUACUACUACAGUCACCACACCCUCUACAACCGUCACUCCCAGCACAACUCCACACCCAACCUCCACGACUUCUACCACUAUGGUCACCACACCCUCUACAACUGUCACUCCCAGCACAACUCCACACCCAACCUCCACGUCAUCCACUACAACAUCUACCACUCCCGUCACCAUACCCUCUACAACCGUCACUCCCAGUACAACUCCACACCCGACCUCCACAUCAUCCACCACGACUUCUACCACUCCAGUCACCCAUCCCUCUACAACAGUUACUCCCAGCACAACUCCACACCCGCCCUCCACAUCAUCCACCACGACUUCUACCACUCCCGUCACGACACCCUCUACAACAGUCACUCCCAGCACAACUCCACACCCAACCUCCACGUCAUCCACUGCAACAUCUACCACUCCCGUCACCAUACCCUCUUCAACCGUAACUCCCAGCACAACUCCACACCCAACUUACACAUCAUCCACCACGACUUCUACCACUACAGUCACCACACCCUCUACAACUGUCACUCCCAGCACAACUCCACACCCAACCUCCACGUCAUCCACUACAACAUCUACCACUCCCGUCACCACACCCUCUACAACAGUUACUCCCAGCACAACUCCACACCUGCCCUCCACAUCAUCCACCACGACUUCUACCACUCCCGUCACCACACCCUCUACAAAUAUCACUCCCAGCACAACUCCACACCCAACCUCCACGACUUCUACCACUCCUGUCACCACACCCUCUACAACCGUCACUCCCAGCACAACUCCACACCCAACCUCCACGUCUUCCACUACAACAUCUACCACUCCCGAAACCACACCCUCUACAACAGUCACUCCCAGUACAACUCCACACCCAACUUCCACAUCAUCCACCACAACUUCUACCACUACAGUCACCACACCCUCUACAACCGUCACUCCCAGCACAACUCCACACCCAACCUCCACGUCAUCCACUACAACAUCUACCACUCCCGUCACCACACCCUCUACAACCGUCACUCCCAGCACAACUCCACACCCAACCUCCACGUCAUCCACCACGACUUCUACCACUAUGGUCACCACACCCUCUACAACUGUCACUCCCAGCACAACUCCACACCCAACCUCCACGUCAUCCACUACAACAUCUACCACUCCCGUCACCACACCCUCUACAACCGUCACUCCCAGUACAACUCCACACCCGACCUCCACAUCAUCCACCACGACUUCUACCACUCCCUCUACAACAGUUAUUUCCAGCACAACUCCACACCCGCCCUCCACAUCAUCAACCACGACUUCUACCACUCCCGUCACCACACCCUCGACAACCGUCACUUCCAGCACAACUCCACACCCGACCUCCACAUCAUCCACCACGACUUCUACCACUCACAUCACCACACCUUCUACAACAGUCACUCCCAGCACAACUCCACACCCAACCUCCACGUCAUCCACUACAACAUCUACCACUCCCGUCACCAUACCCUCUUCAACCGUCACUACCAGCACAACUCCACACCCAACUUCCACAUCAUCCACCACGACUUCUACCACUACAGUCACCACACCCUCUACAACCGUCACUCCCAGCACAACUCCACACCCGACCUCCACAUCAUCCACCACGACUACUACCACGACUUCUACCACUCCCGUCACCACACCCUCUACAACUGUCACUCCCAGCACAACUCCACACCCGACCUCUACAUCACCCACCACGACUUCUACCACUCCAGUCACCACUCCCUCUACAACAGUCACUCCCAGCACAACUCCACACCUGACCUCCACGUCAUCCACUACAUCUACCACUCCCGUCACCACACCCUCUACAACCAUCACUCCCAGCACAACUCCACACCCGACCUCCACAUCAUCUACCACUCCCGUCACCACACCCUCGACAACCAUCACUCCCAGCACAACUCCACACCCGACCUCCACAUCAUCUACCACUCCCGUCACCACACCCUCGACAACCAUCACUCCGAGCACAACUCCACACCCGACCUCUACAUCAUCCACUACAACAUCUACCACUCCCGUCACCACACCCUCUACAACCGUCACUCCCAGCACAACUCCACACCCAACCUCCACGUCAUCCACUACAACAUCUACCACUCCCAUCACCACACCCUCUACAACAGUCACUCCCAGUACAACUCCACACCCAACUUCCACAUCAUCCACCACGACUUCUACCCCUACAGUCACCACACCCUCUACAACCGUCACUCCCAGCACAACUCCACACCCAACCUCCACGUCAUCCACUACAACACCUACCACUCCCGUCACCACACCCUCUACAACCAUCACUCCCAGCACAACUCCACACCCGACCUCCACAUCAUCUACCACUCCCGUCACCACACCCUCGACAACCAUCACUCCGAGCACAACUCCACACCCGACCUCUACAUCAUCCACUACAACAUCUACCACUCCCGUCACCACACCCUCUACAACCGUCACUCCCAGUACAACUCCACACCCAACUUCCACAUCAUCCACCACGACUUCUACCACUACAGUCACCACACCCUCUACAACCGUCACUCCCAGCACAACUCCACACCCAACCUCCACGUCAUCCACUGCAACACCUACCACUCCCGUCACCACACCCUUUACAACCGUCACUCCCAGUACAACUGCACACCCGACCUCCACAUCAUCCACCACGACUUCUACCACUCCAGUCACCACUCCCUCUACAACCAUCACUCCCAGCACAACUCCACACCCAACCUCCACGUCAUCCACCACGACUUCUACCACUAUGGUCACCACACCCUCUACAACCGUCACUCCCAGCACAACUCCACUCCCAACCUCCACGUCAUCCACCACGACUUCUACCACUCCUGUCACCACACCCUCGACAAUCGUCACUCCCAGCACAACUCCACACCCGAACUCCACUUCAUCCACCACAACUUCUACCACUAUAGUCACCACACCCUCUACAACAGUCACUUCCAGCACAACUCCACACCCGACCUCCACAUCAUCCACCACAACUUCUACCACUCCCGUAACCACACCCUCUUCAACCAUCACUCCCAGCACAACUCCACACCCGACCUCCACAUCAUCCACCACUCCUUUAACCACACCCUCAACAACCAUCACUCCCAGCACAACUCCACACCCGACCUCCACAUCAUCCACCACGACUUCAACAGGUACGGUCAUUACACCCUCUACAACUCUCACUCCCAGCACAACUCCACACCAAACCUCCACAUUAUCCACCACGACUUCUGCCACUCCCGUCACCACACCCUCUACAACCGUCACCCCCAGCACAACUCCACACCCGACCUCUACAUCAUCCACCACGACUUCUACCACUACGGUCACCACACCCUCUACAACAGUAGCUCCUAACACAACUCCACACCCUACCUCCACAUCAUCCACCACGACUUUGAUAACUUCAGUAACCACACCCUCUACAACAAACACUCCCAGCACAACUCCACACCUGCCCUCCACAUCCACCACGACUUCUACCACUCCCGCAACCACACCCUCGACAACCUCCACUCCCAGCACAACAUCACACUCGCCCUCCACAUCAUCCACCACGACUUCUACCACUCCCGUCACCACACCCUCUACAACCGUCACUCCCAGCACAACUCCACACCCGACCUCCACAUCAUCCACCACAGUUACCACUCCCGUCACCACACCCUCUACAACCGUCACUCCCAGCACAACUAUGACCAUCACCAUCCACUCAUCACCAAUUUCAAAAACUAGUCCUAAUAUAGAAACACCUAUUAUUAUAACUCCACCAUCAUUAACCACUCAAACUGCUGCUCGUCAGGAAUUCACUUCUUCAGUCGCUUUUUCAAGCGAAGUAACUUCUCAUUCAACUUCAUCUACACCAGCAUCCACUGUACGAAGCAGUCCUACUAUAACAACGCCAGCAACUACAACACCCAUUAUAACCACAACACCAUUAACUACAAGUCCCAUCACAACUCCAUCAACAACAAGCAUCCCUCCUACCUCCACUACUUCUAGCAGCACAACCCCCUUAACUACCACACCAAUUCCUCCUACAACACCCACACCAACAUUAACAAGCAUUCCUGUUACCUCCAGCAGUACUAGCAGCACAACCCCCUUAACUACCACACCAAUUCCUCCUACAACACCCACACCAACAUUAACAAGCAUUCCUGUUACCUCCAGCAGUACUAGCAGCACAACCCCCUUAACUACCACACCAAUUCCUCCUACAACACCCACACCAACAAUAACAAGCAUUCCUGUUACCUCCAGCAGUACUAGCAGCACAACCCCCUUAACUACCACACCAAUUCCUCCUACAACACCCACACCAACAAUAACAAGCAUUCCUGUUACCUCCAGCAGUACUAGCAGCACAACCCCCUUAACUACCACACCAAUUCCUCCUACAACACCCACACCAACAAUAACAAGCAUACAUGUUACCUCCAGCAGUACUAGCAGCACAACCCCCUUAACUACCACACCAAUUCCUCCUACAACACCCACACCAACAUUAACAAGCAUUCCUGUUACCUCCAGCAGUACUAGCAGCACAACCCCCUUUACUACCACACCAAUUCCUCCUACAACACCCACACCAACAAUAACAAGCAUUCCUGUUACCUCCAGCACUACUAGCAGCACAACCCCCUUAACUACCACACCAAUUCCUCCUACAACACCCACACCAACAAUAACAAGCAUACAUGUUACCUCCAGCAGUACUAGCAGCACAACCCCCUUAACUACCACACCAAUUCCUCCUACAACACCCACACCAACAUUAACAAGCAUUCCGGUUACCUCCAGCAGUACUAGCAGCACAACCCCCUUUACUACCACACCAAUUCCUCCUACAACACCCACACCAACAUUAACAAGCAUUCCGGUUACCUCCAGCAGUACUAGCAGCACAACCCCCUUUACUACCACACCAAUUCCUCCUACAACACCCACACCAACAUUAACAAGCAUUCCUGUUACCUCCAGCAGUACUAGCAGCACAACCCCCUUUACUACCACACCAAUUCCUCCUACAACACCCACACCAACAAUAACAAGCAUUCCUGUUACCUCCAGCACUACUAGCAGCACAACCCCCUUAACUACCACACCAAUUCCUCCUACAACACCCACACCAACAAUAACAAGCAUACAUGUUACCUCCAGCAGUACUAGCAGCACAACCCCCUUAACUACCACACCAAUUCCUCCUACAACACCCACACCAACAUUAACAAGCAUUCCGGUUACCUCCAGCAGUACUAGCAGCACAACCCCCUUUACUACCACACCAAUUCCUCCUACAACACCCACACCAACAAUAACAAGCAUUCCUGUUACCUCCAGCACUACUAGCAGCACAACCCCCUUAACUACCACACCAAUUCCUCCUACAACACCCACACCAACAAUAACAAGCAUACAUGUUACCUCCAGCACUACUAGCAGCACAACCCCUUUUACCACCAUACCGAUUUCUUUUACUUCAACAAUCACAACAAAACCUCUCUCUGUAACCGCACCAAUUACACCUACAACUAGUAACACUACAACACCAUUAACCACAAACACACCACUAGCCACAUCUACUUUAAUAAUUUCAACACCAAUUUCAAUCCCAGUUACAACAACCAUCAACAACGUCACAGCUUUCGAUUCGAAUUCCACAUCCAAACCACCAUCCAAAUGCAGCGUUGAUCAUUACAAGCACAACAUUACCAAGGAUAACUGCACUGUUGAAGUGCCAUUGACUAGGUGCCGUGGAUUCUGUGAGUCCGAAGCAUGGUUUCAAGAUGAGUUUGAAGUGCCUGAGAGCAGGUGCAGUUGCUGCAUGCCAGAGUCCAUAAAACAUAAGACAGUAGAGCUGCAAUGUCCUGGAUCAGACCAUCCGAUAACUAUUCACAUCAAGUUCUUUCACACAUGUAUAUGUAAUUACCAUGACUGUCCAGCAUAUCCUGUCACAAUAUCAGGAUAACAAGAGUCUCACCCGAUCUGCUAAUUACGGUUCGGACAUCUGUCAGUGCCAUUCUGCUCUUCACGUGGCAGUGUAUUGGCAUAACACAAUUAAUUUAGUAAAUGUUACUUUAAGAAAAAUUUACAUAGUUUGAAUCUCAUUUAUACAACUUUAUAUCCUGCCUGCACAAUACUAUGGAAAAAAAAUACUUUUACAAUCCAUUAAAUUACUUAAUGGGACAUUUUUGCCCCAAAAAUAUUUCCUCCACCAAGGAAAUUUGAACAAAAUCCCAUAUUUCAGAUUGCUUUCAACCAUCUGUUGCAAAAUAAAUGUAAGAGAACCAUUAAUUCUGCACCAUUAAAACUGUAUU
This is a messenger RNA of Pseudophryne corroboree (corroboree frog), 15383 nucleotides long. RefSeq lists its product as uncharacterized. The record is from RefSeq and is a predicted model, not a curated record. Bases 413 to 15034 code for a protein of 4873 amino acids. Lineage: Eukaryota; Metazoa; Chordata; Amphibia; Anura; Myobatrachidae. The transcript has 12 exons.